UCUUCAACAUGUUUCGUCGUCUACUCAAACCCAGCAACACUCGCCUCCUCCUCCGUCUUCUCUCUCUAAACCCUAACACCUCCUCUCUUCUUUCUUCUUCUUCUUCCUGUUCCGCCAUGAAAGACCCAGAAACCAACAACCCCAUAGCCCUCUCCACCCACCUCCUCACUUGUCUCUCCUCGGAAAUCCCGCUCGUCCAAACCUUCAAGGGCAAAUGGGCCUUAAUCCAGGCGAAGCUCACCGUCCUCCAGGCCCAGCUCACCGACUUCGCCGGCUUCCCCACCUCCACCUCCAACCCUCUCGCCCUCGACCUCCUCCUGUCCGUCUCCCACACCCUCCGCGACGCCGUUUCGCUAGCCCAGCGCUGCCAGAGCCCCAAUUUUUCCGACGGCAAGCUCCGGACUCAGAGCGACGUCGAUUCCAUUCUCGCCAAGCUCGAUCUCCACCUCCGCGACGGCGAGAUUCUCUUCCAGAGCGGCGUCCUCGACGACACCGCCGGCUUCAGCUCCUCCUCCUCCUCCAAGAGGGAGACCGUCCGGGCAGAGUGCCGGAAUCUGGUGACUGGGCUGCAGAUUGGGAGCGCCGAGUCGCGGAACUCGGCCAUGGAAGCGUUGCUCCUGCUUCUGCAGGAGGACGAUAAGAACGUGAUGAUUGCGGUGGCGCAGGGGAUCGUUCCGGUGCUGGUGAAGCUUCUCGAUUCGAGCAGUUUCGAGAUGAAGGAGAACGCCGUGGCGGCGAUUUCGAUGGUGUCGAUGGUGGAGAGCAGCAAGAACGUUCUGGCGGCGGAGGGGCUGCCGCUGCUAAAUCACUUGGUUAAGGUUCUGGACUCCGGGAGUGGAUUCGCUAAGGAGAAGUCCUGUGUGGCGCUUCAAGGUUUAAGCUUUCCGAAGGAGAAUGCGAGAGCGAUUGGCUCCAGAGGCGGCAUUUCGUCGCUGCUGGAUAUAUGCCAGGGCGGCACGCCGGGCUCGCAGGCUUUGGCGGCCGGAGUGUUGAGGAAUUUGGCUGCUUUUGAUGAGAACAAGGAGAAUAUUAUACAGGAGGAAGGGGAUGUAGUUCUGUUGGCGCUGGCGAAAUCAGGGACGGCAUUAGCGCAGGAGAAUGCAAUCGGGUGUUUGUGUCAUUUGGUCUCUGAUAGCGAAAGCCAGAAGAUUUCGGUUUACAAGCAGGGCGGGAUUGAGUGCUUGAAGAAUAUCUGGGAUUCGGGGUGUAAUAAUAAUCGGAGUCUGGAGGUUGCGGUGGAGUUGCUGAUGCACUUGGCUUCCUGCUCUCUGAUUGCGGAAACUCUUGUUGCCGAGGGGUUUGUCACUAGGAUUGUUGAGGUAUUGAAUUGUGGUGUGUUGGGGGUGAGGAUUCAGGCCGCUAAGGCGGUUUACGAGCUGGGGUUUAGCUCGAGAACUAGGAAGGAGAUGGGUGAAUGUGGCUGCAUUCCGCCUUUGGUUAAAAUGUUGGAUGGCAAAGCAUUGGAAGAGAAAGAGGCUGCCGUCAAGGCCUUGUCGACAUUGUUGCUCUUUGCUGACAAUAGGAAGAUUUUUAGGAAAAUUGAAGGGGGGAUUGUGAGUACAGUGCAGCUUUUGAACCCUUCUAUUCAGAAUUUGGAUAAGAAGUACCCUGUUGCUGUGUUGGCGUCACUUGUGCGUUCAAAGAAGUGCAAGAAGCAAAUGGUGGCUGCCGGUGUGUGUCUACAUUUGCAGAAACUGCUCGGUUUGGAAGUAGAGGGGUCUCAGAAGCUCUUGGAAAGCCUUUGUCGUAGUAAAAUUUGGGGUGUUUUUGCCAGAUCUUAACAAUCCAACACAAUGUCCAAGUGACACAUACCAAGUAUAGGUACAUGAAGAUGAUUCAUUGAUCUGUCUGUACAAUAGUUGUGAUUACUGUUGAUUUUGGUUUUUGAUUUUCUCCCUUGUUUAUAAUUUGUGUUUAUUUAUGUCUAGGAAUUACGUUUUGUUAGCUUAGUUGUCUGAUGUAUCUAGGUUUGGUGACCUAACUCGAUAGGCCUUCUAAGUUUUCUGAACCAAAAGUCAAUAAUUGAUAUUGCUGCCUAAUUUGUGGGUUCAUACUGCUCUUGUACACAUUUGGAAUUUGAGAUAGGGUGUUCAAAUUCCAUUUCUCUGUAGACUUUCACUUUAAUGGUUAGUUCUUUAGUAUUGGUCAAACCUAUAUCUUUGUAU
Messenger RNA from Rosa chinensis, 2165 nucleotides. RefSeq lists its product as uncharacterized. Lineage: Eukaryota; Viridiplantae; Streptophyta; Magnoliopsida; Rosales; Rosaceae. Gene Ontology annotation, molecular function: protein binding. The transcript has a single exon. The record is from RefSeq and is a predicted model, not a curated record. The coding region runs from base 9 to 1781 and encodes 590 amino acids.